Messenger RNA from Paramacrobiotus metropolitanus, 1731 nucleotides. Its product is annotated as E3 ubiquitin-protein ligase arih1-like. Bases 307 to 1731 code for a protein of 474 amino acids. Gene Ontology annotation, biological process: ubiquitin-dependent protein catabolic process; protein polyubiquitination; positive regulation of proteasomal ubiquitin-dependent protein catabolic process. The transcript is spliced from 7 exons. Gene Ontology annotation, molecular function: ubiquitin protein ligase activity; ubiquitin conjugating enzyme binding; zinc ion binding. NCBI's taxonomy places the organism in Eukaryota, Metazoa, Tardigrada, Eutardigrada, Parachela, Macrobiotidae. Gene Ontology annotation, cellular component: cytoplasm; ubiquitin ligase complex. The record is from RefSeq and is a predicted model, not a curated record.
UUAUCGAUCACGCUUCGUUCACGCCGAAUCGAGUCAUAACCCGUUUAUUCGUUGUCUUUUACAUUUUCCAUUAUUUCUCGUACUUACUGCCAUUAAUUUUAAACUUUCGUCAGAACCAGUAGAGGCAGAGCAAUUCGCUGUUGCUAUAAUUUUUUUAUUUCUAGCUCGUAUAGCUUAUUAGUUACCACAGAUGUUAGCAUUCUUACUCUUGUAAUUACUAUUUCAGAUUCAGAUCCUAUGUGUAUAUACAAUAUCAGUCCGUCUACUAAUAUUUAACUUGGGAGUGAAUUUCUUAUAAUUAAUAAAAUGGAUGACGACGAAUGUUAUGGGUUUGCAUCAGGCGACGAUAUAGAAAACGACGCUGAUUACGAUGCCGAAUAUGAAUUCGCUGACGACGAGUCCUUCAGCGUGGAACCCGUCCGUGUUUCUCCGGGACAGUCACGCACUUUCUCGCGACGAGGCUCCGUGCCACGCGAUAUCUCCAAACGGCGCAAAAGUGAUGAUCCAGAGGAGAUCGACACGAGUGUCGCGUUGGGAGACCACUUUCAGACCCGUACAGCCCGCGGAGAUGUGGUGUAUUACGAGGUUCUCAUGCCCCAGCAAGUUGUUGCCAAGAUGGAUAAAAUCAUCGGUCGUGCUAGGGAAGUUAUGGAAGAGGUGCCUCCUUCAACAAUUCGGCUGAUGCUGGGCCAGCUCAAAUGGGACACAGAGCGUUUACUGACUCGCUACUAUGAAAACCCGGAGAAACUAUUUACAGAUCUGCGUGUGGGGACUGUGAAACCACGGGCUUUGUCUGUUAAUAGGGUCAUUGCGUGUGAUAUUUGUUUGUUGGAUACCAAAAGCACCGAUCUCAAAGCCGCCGACUGUGGCCACUAUUUCUGUGCGGACUGCUGGAGCUCAUACUUGACCGUCAAAAUACUGGGUGAUAUCAGUGCGUCGCGGAUGGAAUGCCCUUCCAAUAAGUGCAAAACCUACCUGGACGAUGCCUUCGUGAUGAGUUUGCUCAGCGCGGACAGUGUCCGUCUCCGUUAUCAGUACUGCAUGACGUCUUCCUUCGUCGACUUCCAUCCGUGUAUGCGGCGUUGUCCCGGCACUGACUGCCUGCGGGUGGCCUGCGUGCAGGAGCGCUCCUGGAUCCCCAUUUGCUGCGAGCCCUGCGAUCUGACAUUCUGCUUUUUGUGCGGAAAUGAAUGGCAUGAUCCCAUCAAGUGCGAUUGGCUCAAGAAAUGGCAGAAGAAAUGCAUGGACGAUAGCGAAACCUGCAACUGGCUGUCGGUUAACACAAAGGACUGCCCAGAGUGCAAAUCUGCUAUUGAAAAGAAUGGUGGAUGCAAUCACAUGACCUGCCGCAAAUGUAGACAUGAAUUUUGCUGGAUCUGCUUCGCGAAGUGGCCUCAUCCAGGCGGAAUGUCGUGUAACUCCUACAAAAACUCCGAGAACGAGGGACCUCGCAAAGCUUUGGAGCGCUAUUUAUUCUUUUUUAAACGUUUUGACAAUCAUGAAAAGAGCGUGAAAUUGGAACGGAAGUUGAAGGAAAAGUUAGCGACGUCCAUGGAAUCUUUUCGAAUGAGAUAUACCUGUGGAUGGAUCGAACUGCAGUUCUUGGUUAAAGCGGUGGACGUUCUGAAACGAUGCCGGCAGACAUUGAUGUAUACCUACGCUUUUGCGUAUUACCUGAAAGAGGGAAAUGAAAAGGAUUUCGCUGCUUCGCUAUCUGGAGAACUCAUUUGA